This is a messenger RNA of Auanema sp. JU1783, 1875 nucleotides long. The record is from the annotation of a GenBank genome assembly. NCBI's taxonomy places the organism in Eukaryota, Metazoa, Nematoda, Chromadorea, Rhabditida, Rhabditidae.
AUGCCUCAUAACACUUCCUCUUCGUCUUUGUUCGGCCGAUUAUCAGCUAGAAGUAGUUUCAUUUCGUCUAAGGAUAUCAAAGUAACUGUGCUACUUUUAAAUGAUUCAGAUUCGAUUUCUAACGAAUUUAAGAGGUCGCUGCCAGCCCAAUCUAUUCUUGAUUACAUAUGUGAAGUAAAAAACAUUAAGGAUAAAGAUUACUUUGGACUCCGUUAUCAGGAUCACAAUAGACAUCGGUACUGGGUGGACUUAUCACGUCCUAUUUCUCAUAUCACAAAAAAUACAAAAGGGGAUACCGUCUUUUUACGUCUUCGAUUCCGAUUCUAUCCUGCUCAACCUACGCUUCUUUCGGACUUAUACACCAGAUAUCAGCUGUUUGUUCAAUUGCAACGAGAUCUGUUCCAUGGACGUUUAUACUGUCCACAAGCGAAAGCAGUUGAAUUAGCCGCUCUGAUAUUGCAAGCACAACUUGGGGAUUAUAAUGAGGCAGAACAUUCAGGGAAUUACGUUUCCCAAUAUACGUUGUUAUUACGUCAAACACCCAGAAAUGAGGAAAAAAUUUCCGAAUUACAUAAAUCGUACAGAGGCAUGUCGACAGGAGAGGCAGAAUGCGAGUUCCUGAAAAGAGCGUCCGCUGUAGAUACUUAUGGGUUCGAUCCAUACACCGUGAAGGAUUACAAAGACGGUGGGGACGUAUUCCUGGGUGUGAACCAUCGUGGAAUUUUAAUCUUCCAUAAUAACCAGAAAACUCAUAGCAUCCUUUGGGAACAAUUAUCUAAAGCUGAUUACAUCGGUAAAGAAAUACGCGUUCUACUCUCAGAUCAAUAUGUCCCUCCUUCAUUGAACGGCGAUAUGGCUGAAACCGCUAUGGAAAAGGAUAAAAAAUCUCGACUGGUUCUGAAAUAUAAUUGUCCCAAUGGAACUUUCGCAAAACAUCUUUGGAGUCAUAUUCUUUCUCAAAAAGCAUUUUUCAACGAGGAAUGUGCUCAAAUGAUUAAGCCGAUAUUCUCCAAGCCGAGAAUACCAUUGAUUUCGAGAGGCUCGACUUUCCGUUAUCCUUCACAAAAAGUUUUACGUGAAAUUGAGGUUUCUCAUAAUGGCGGGUUGAACACAAGCUCAGAUACCGACCAUGACUUUUCUUUCAACGAAACAACAAUUUCGUUUGAGAGGUAUCCUCUCGUUAAGCAUGAACCUCGUCAGGAACAACCCUGGCUAAAUAAGAGUUUGCAAGCGAACGUCAUCAGUUCCCCACUAACCAAGACCGUCGAUAACAAUAAUGAUAAGUCAGUUGUUUCAAUGGAAGAUGACAAGGCUCGAGUUCGAUCUGAAUCCACUCGGUCACCUAUCAUAUUUGAUGAAUCGCCGAUGGUCUACAAGCAAUUCCCAUCCACCUCAUCUGCUAAUGAAGUCAUGAAUAAAUCUAUUGAUUCAGGCCGUAAUGACUCUGCUUCGUUCGUUGUUCAUCUUGUCAAGUAUGAAAAAGUAGAUCAAUCUGCGGCUGUGACAAAUGAGGAACUUCACCAAGACAUGUCUAAAGAAGCCAUUUCUAAAAUGGUCACAAGCACUCCCAUUCUUGAUAGGUCAGAGAAGAAAAUGAACGGAAACUCUGUCGUUUAUCAAAACGGAACUUCACAUAAAAAGGAAAUACAUAAUGUUUCUGCAGUACCUGUUAGCUCGAACAAAACUAGCUUAACUAGUGUGUUUUUCGUAUCUUUUUUGAUUACCCUUCUAUUAUUGGCCUUACUUAUCACGAUAUUUGAGCGCAAUGAAGGCUCCGAUUGGCUUGAGGGAGUUCCAUGGCUCUCCAGCUUCCGACAUCAUUACUAUGAGCCAGCUAGAUAUUACACUCUUCAGCAGUAUAAUCGCUUCGUCUGA